Coniosporium apollinis CBS 100218 is the source of this 1299-nucleotide messenger RNA. RefSeq lists its product as uncharacterized. NCBI's taxonomy places the organism in Eukaryota, Fungi, Ascomycota, Dothideomycetes. The coding region runs from base 1 to 1299 and encodes 432 amino acids. The transcript has 8 exons. The record is from RefSeq and is a predicted model, not a curated record.
AUGGCACGACGAUCGCUUGCGAAUUCAGACGUCACGGCUUCGCGCAGCUCGUCGAAGCGUCCUCCUUCGCCGACAACCUCAGCCCGUCAGCAGCCAAAGCGCACUAAGCAAGCGAUUUCAUCGACUGCGGCCAUAGUCAGUGAAAGUAAAAGCAGAUAUCUCGAGGAGAACUCGGACGACGACCAAGAGUUGUCUGAAUCUACUUCUAAUGCCGAGUCUGCUGCCGAGCAAGAGGAAUCAGGCUAUGAAGACGACGACAGGGGCGCGGCGUCCUCUGAACUGUCGUCCGAGGCUGCAAGUGAGCCAGAUGUCUCAAGCGAGGAAAACGCAAAGCCAAGGAAGAGAGAACGGCCCAAAGCAGAUGUCAAAGCAGUGGGAAAGCAGAGCAAGAACGAAGAGUUGUGGAGGCAGGGGGUCAAAACGGGGCUGGGCCCCGGCAACCAGAUCAUCAUCAAAAAGCCUAAGGCUAGGGAAGCGGGCCGUCAGCCGUAUUCCAAGGAUUUUAUUCAUCCGAAUACGAUGUUGUUCCUCAAAGAGCUGGGUGCAAACAAUGAUCGCGAAUGGUUGAAAAUGAACGAUCCGAACUAUCGAGCCUCACAGCAUGACUUCAACUCCUUUGUCGAAAGCCUCACUCAGAAAGUGGUCAGCGUGGAUGAGACCAUUCCCGAGCUACCUAUCAAAGACAUUGUUUUUCGCAUAUACAGAGACGUAAGGUUUAGCAAGGAUCAGACUCCAUACAAGACAUACUUUUCGGCCGCAUGGUCUCGUACAGGUCGCAAAGGCCCUUAUGCGGCGUACUACGUGCAGGUACAGCCGCAAGGCAGCUUCGUCGGCGGUGGAUUGUGGAUGCCUGAAUCGAGGGCACUCGCUCUUCUGCGACGCGAUAUCGACCGAAAGCCACAAAAGAUCAAACGUGUCCUGACCGAUGCCGGACUGAGGAAGGAGUUCUUCGGUGGUGUUGUUGAUAACGAAAAGAAGGCGGUUCGGGCUUUCGUCAGUCAGAGUUCGGAGAACGCGCUGAAGAGGAAACCAAAGGACUACGAGGCGGAUCACAGAGACAUCGAACUCCUCCGCCUGAGAAACUUUACGAUCGGAAGGAAACUCAAAGAUGAGGAGGUGAUUGGACCUAACGGGUUGGAGCACCUGGCGAAACUCAUUGGAACCAUGGUCCCUUUUAUCUCAUAUCUGAACAGCGUGGUCAUGCCUGACAAUCCGGAAGAGUCGAGCGAUGAAGAGGACAGCAUGGAUGAGAACGACGAGGAAAACGACACCGGCAUGGAUGAUGCAAGCCAAGAGUGA